Messenger RNA from Coniophora puteana RWD-64-598 SS2, 607 nucleotides. RefSeq lists its product as uncharacterized. The coding region runs from base 1 to 258 and encodes 85 amino acids. NCBI's taxonomy places the organism in Eukaryota, Fungi, Basidiomycota, Agaricomycetes, Boletales, Coniophoraceae. The transcript is spliced from 2 exons. The record is from RefSeq and is a predicted model, not a curated record.
AUGUCCCAGAAAUCAGGGUUGCAGAAGGACGUGCUUGCUCUCUUCAGACGGUAUGCUCCAAAGUUUCGUGCCUUUUUGACGUACAACUUCCAUACACAAGCCAACUCCGUCUCUAGCCGGGAUGUCGCUGCAAUUGAGCAUCUCUUACGGAAAGGCAAGAGGCAAAUAGAAAUGCUCGAGCACCCUUCUAUCAAAGACUGUUACGUCUCUCAGACCAUGCUGGAAUGGAACACUGCUCGGUACAGGGGUUCCUCAUAGUAUACUGGGAAGCGCCCGUCUUGGUGUUCGUUCUUGGACGCAAUCCGACGAAACUAAGCAUUAAAGAUGAUUACACAGGUGGUGUAGCGGUAGAGAAGAUAGAAGUCUAAUAGGAGCACGAAGCCACGAGUAAUGCGAUACCUUGGGUUCGGCAAUCGAUCAUCCCCUUCGCGCCUUCAUCCUCUCUGCGCGAGUCAAGCGAGGUGUCUCGCCCUCCUUUUCCUUGGUCUCGGCAGCCUGCUGUUCGGCAAGGGCAUUCAUAUGGGAUUCAUAAAGUAGUCUCCGUUCGUUGAGCACGUAUUUUAUCCGCGCCAUAGAUUUUCUGCACUAUAUUCAUAUUCAGCAAUCC